UUUUGUCUUUAUCCUGACAACGGAGAGCAAUCACGGCAUCAUCUACAUAAACUGAAUUUCCAUGAUACUCAUGGCAGUAAAUGCUACACCAAGGCAAACGGGAGUAGUAAAUCUAAAUCAUUUAAUAUUCUUGCUGGUAAGAUGACCUGAAAAGACACUAUUGACCCCCUUAAUGUAGAGGCUACGACUGCGGGGCUACUAUAUAAAGUUAUCAGAAAGGGGUUUAUCAUUCCGUGAACUUUAGUCUCCUAGAGCAAUGACCCCCUGCUUCAGUUGUAGUGCCCGCUUAUUUUCAAGAGAAUUCAUAUAAAACGACUUCCAUCUUUUACAGCAGAAAUGUUAAAAGCGAGGACUGUCUUAUUAUACAUACUUCUAGUGUUUGAAUUUCAGUUUGUCUUUAUGUGCGAAAGUAAUCAGACCCGACAAGGCUGCCGCAUUCAGGAGGGUACAUGCUUGUGUGGGGUCGGAUGUUACUCGGAAUACAGAUAUUCUUCAAGGGAAGAAUGUAGGAAGGCUCUGAAAGGACGUGGUGAUGACCCCUGUCAGGUGAACCCAUGCGAGAAUGGAGGUUCAUGCAGUCAAAUAUCAUUUGAGCCUGGGUAUCGCUGUCGUUGCGAAGGGACAGGUUUCUAUGGCAACCGCUGUCAAAAUGCUUGUCCAAUACCAGGAACAUCAACAGGCCGAUACUCUUUCCCACAUGAGUGUAUUGUAAUCUGAGAGUGAUUGUGGGCAAAAUCUGACAUUUCAUAGUACUGAGAAGUAUCCAAAGUGGAUAUAGUAUAUUUACAAGUUUCUGCUUAUUGCUGGAACUCUAAAUCCUGCUACACAAUGCAACAAUUGGUCAUUACACAAUAGAAAAAUUCAUGCAUGCCACAAAAACAAGGAAGGAGUAAUUGUAUUUGACAACAAACUGUGUGAUUAAUAGGCUGUCAUCUUAAAGGAUUUUAUUAGGUCCUUCAAGAUAGAGAUUAAUGUUAAACAAUAUGUGCAACAUAAAAACAUGUGCAUCCAUCUGUUGCCUUCAUAUUAUACACAGCUGUUUCUUUUGUAACUACCUACGUUCUUUAAAAAGACAUUCCAUUGACCUUACCAUCCUGUAAGACUUUUUUUUAAGUUAAAAGAAUGAUGCCUGUAACAUAAAUACAUAGUAUGUAUUCCAUAAACAUAGUAACAGUACUGUGAACUCUAAAGCAGGUAGAUUGGUGGUAUUCAGAGCAUUAUCGUGCAUAAUGAUAGUGAGGUGGUAUGGCCUGCUUUGAAUAUUCAUUAAUGUUAUAUGCAUUUAAGUGUCUGUAGGUACCAUCACUGCAAUUUUGCAUUUAUGAUGAUAUUAUUUGCACUGAAAUCAUAUCAUAUAAUUUUAAACAUACAUAAAAGUGUAUCAAACGACUGUAAAUUAAGCGAGUUUGAUAUUUUAUGUUGUUGGUUUUAUUUUAAAAUAAUAACAAAUAGAUUCUGGGAGUAAAUUUUUGCAUCAAAAUUGUAUGUCAGCACUUGGAACAUUAAAGUAUCUAAUAAAUAAAGUGGAGCUCUCUCAUUACCCUCUAUUUUUACAGAACGUACAAAGCCAUAUUUGAAAAACACAUACAUGAAAAGAAAAUGAAUAUGUAUGAACUAGCACAUAAAACAGCAGCAUAUUCCUUACUUAGUAAAGAAAUGUGUUGCAAACAGGAGAUCUGUAUUCCUCAAAUAAGUUUGAAUUUUUUAAAUAUUUUUUGUGUCUGUUGUAUUCACGUACUUCACUGGGGUCUUUUAAGAGCUAUUUACUCACAUCUUGAAAUAAACAAAAAUGAUGAGAAAGAAGAAGAAAGUAAUUGAGAACUGUAUAAUAUUAUAGUAUAUCAAGAGUAACUAUUGUGAAUUGAUUCAUUUAUCCUCUACUUUCUCUAAAGGGGCAUGAUAAGGUAUGCCUGAUGAUUCAAGCUAUACAUUGGAAGAAUAAAAUAGCUGUAAUGAACUGUAACGGAAGAAUAUCAAACAAUUACUCAUCAUUAAUCAUAACUGAUUGUAGCUCAUUUUAUGCUAAACAUGGAUAUGAAUUGAAAUUUCUGCAGUUCAUAGAAAAACCAGUGCUUUAUUAAAAUCAUCUUUAUUCCUAAUUAUGUUUUUUAGUUGCUACUACAGCGGAACUUAUUUUCCGAUAACUACCUAAUUUGCAGUGAGCAUUGUUAAUGGUUGUGUUACCAAUGAAUUAAUUUAUGUUACCAGAUAACCAGCAAGUAAGAUGCACUUAUGUCCUGUGUUUGCAGGUAGCGUGUUAAAUAUUCUUGUCUCAUAGCUUCUCUCAGAAUAGUAAGUAAAAUAUAUAUGGAAAUUGUAUUGCUGUGGUAGCUACAAUUGUACUUCUGAAAUUGAAAUUUUAUUGUGAGCCAUAGAUAUCAGUGAGUAGUAAAUAUGCCAGGGAGCAAAAACUAUGUAGAGGCCUCUGCAAGAGGUUGCUUGAUUUUCCAGAAUACAUACUUUAAUGCUGA
Schistocerca nitens (vagrant locust) is the source of this 2471-nucleotide messenger RNA. Its product is annotated as adhesive plaque matrix protein 2-like. Lineage: Eukaryota; Metazoa; Arthropoda; Insecta; Orthoptera; Acrididae. The record is from RefSeq and is a predicted model, not a curated record. Bases 337 to 717 code for a protein of 126 amino acids. The transcript is spliced from 4 exons.